Molecule: messenger RNA, 6484 nt
Organism: Cuculus canorus (common cuckoo)
Lineage: Eukaryota; Metazoa; Chordata; Aves; Cuculiformes; Cuculidae
Gene: ABCG4
Product: ATP binding cassette subfamily G member 4
Exons: 15
Coding region: 321-2249 (642 amino acids)
Cellular component (GO): plasma membrane
Molecular function (GO): ABC-type transporter activity; ATP hydrolysis activity; ATP binding
Source: RefSeq, a predicted model, not a curated record
AUCCAACACCCCAGGGGUGCCAAACCCACCGCAGACCUCGCGGAGAUGGGGAUGCGAGCGUUGGGGUGCUGCAUCCUUCCUUCCCAUUCUUCCUUAGGGCGGGGGCUGUUUUUUUUUUCCAGCCCCUAAAAAAGGGUUCUGUCUGAGCUGAGCAGAGGGCUGGGAAGCUCUGGGAGCAGCUCCUUGUGAAGCCGGCUUCCCAUUCCGGGGGAUGGUGUGUGCAUUGCAGCUGCGGCGAGGAGCCGUCUGCACCGGUGCCUCAGCAAAAUGUAGGUUAGCAAAGCGUUAGGGACCCCAACCUUGGAGGAAAGAGCAGCAGGAUGGCGGAGAAGGGUAUGGAUCCCGCAUGUGUCUCCAUCGCCCUGGAGGACACGGUGUGCCACGCCAGCCCUCCAGACGCUCCGCUCCUCACCACCCACUUGAAGAAGGUGGAGAACCACAUCACCGAGGCCCAGAGGUUCUCCCACCUCCCGAAGCGCUCGGCCGUCAACAUUGAGUUCAUCGACCUGUCCUACUCUGUGCGCGAAGGUUCCUGGUGGAGGAAGAGAGGGUACAAGACUCUCCUCAAAUGCCUGUCGGGGAAGUUCUGCCAGCGGGAGCUCAUUGGGAUCAUGGGGCCCUCCGGCGCCGGGAAGUCCACCCUGAUGAACAUCCUGGCUGGCUACAGGGAGACCGGCAUGAAGGGCCAGAUCCUGGUGAACGGCCGACCGCGGGACCUGCGCACCUUCCGCAAGAUGUCCUGCUACAUCAUGCAGGAUGACAUGCUCCUGCCACACCUCACCGUGCUGGAGGCUAUGAUGGUCUCUGCUAACCUGAAGCUGAGUGAGAAGCAGGAGGUGAAGAAGGAGCUGGUGAAUGAGAUCCUGACAGCCCUGGGGCUGCUGGACUGCUCCUACACCCGCACCAUCUCGCUGUCAGGGGGGCAGCGCAAGCGCCUGGCCAUCGCCCUCGAGCUGGUGAACAACCCUCCGGUGAUGUUCUUCGAUGAGCCCACGAGCGGUCUGGACAGUGCUUCCUGCUUCCAGGUGGUUUCUCUGAUGCGGUCCCUGGCACAGGGUGGGCGCACCAUCAUCUGCACCAUCCACCAGCCCAGCGCCAAGCUCUUUGAGAUGUUUGACAAGCUGUACAUCCUGAGCCAGGGCCAGUGCAUCUUCAAAGGCGUCGUGACCAACCUCAUCCCCUACCUGAAGGGUCUUGGCCUCCACUGCCCCACAUACCACAACCCUGCUGACUUCAUUAUCGAGGUGGCUUCAGGAGAGUAUGGAGACCUCAACCCCGUCCUGUUCCGCGCCGUCCAGAAUGGCAUGUGCACCAUGGCUGAGAAGAAGAGCAGCCCUGACAAGUCAGAUCCAUCGUGCCCGGCACACUGCGUGACGGACGUGGACCACAUCGAGAGCCACACGUUUGCCACCAGCACUUCAACCCAGUUCUGCAUCCUCUUCAAGAGAACCUUUAUUUGCAUCCUAAGGGACACGGUGCUGACCCACCUGCGGUUCAUGUCCCACAUCUGCAUCGGGGUGCUGAUCGGGCUGCUCUACCUGCACAUUGGCAACGACGCCGGCAAAGUCUUCAACAACACUGGCUUUCUCUUCUUCUCCAUGCUCUUCCUUAUGUUCGCCGCGCUGAUGCCCACCAUCCUCACCUUCCCCCAGGAGAUGUCUGUAUUCCUGCGAGAGCACUUGAACUACUGGUACAGCCUGAAAGCGUAUUAUCUGGCGAAGACCAUGGCGGAUGUGCCCUUCCAGGUGAUCUGCCCCAUCGCGUACUGCAGCAUCGUGUACUGGAUGACGGGACAGCCUCCUGAAGCCACGCGCUUCCUCCUCUUCUCUGCCCUGGCCACCGCCACAGCCCUGGUGGCCCAAUCCCUCGGGCUUCUCAUCGGAGCUGCUUCCACGUCCCUCCAGGUGGCCACUUUUGUGGGACCUGUCACUGCCAUCCCUGUCCUGCUCUUCUCGGGCUUCUUCGUCAGCUUCAAGACCAUCCCGACCUACCUGCAGUGGAGCUCGUACGUCUCCUAUGUCAGGUAUGGCUUUGAGGGCGUCAUUCUCACCAUCUACGCCAUGGAACGUGAGGACCUGGAGUGCCUCGAGGACUUCUGCCCUUUCCAGAAACCCAUCAAGAUCCUGCAGGAGCUGGACGUAGAGGAGGCCAAGCUCUACCUGGACUUCCUCAUCCUGGGCAUCUUCUUCGUCAUCCUGCGGCUCCUGGCUUACCUGGUCCUCAGGUACAAAGUCAAAUCAGAGAGAUAAAGAGGCCCCGGUGCCGUUCCUGGGCCUGGACUGCUGCAGGAGACGUUCUUCGGAUGGACACGGUGCUCCUAGCAGGUCGCAGACCGUGGCGGAGGUGUCGAUAGGUGCCAGCCAGGCCUGGCUCAGUCGAGAAGGGUUUUGAGACAUCUCGGAACUGUUUUAACCUUGCCACACACUCUUCAUUGUGAAAGUUUUGUACAGCCUUGGCAUGUGCCACCCUCUCCUCCAGGACUGCUGAACCUCACAGAGCUUGGGGUCCCUCUUGGCACCCCUGCCCGGCGCUGCCCUUCUCCACCAAACACAUUGGGACACUGGGAUGGUCCCGCAGGGACCCGAGAGAGGCUGAGAGGAGCCGACUGUUCCGGGCAGGAGUCGGGGCAAUGCCCUGGGGCUGAAGCUGGAGGAGAUGCCUACAGAGCACGGAUGAGCAGCUCUGCGCCUCGCCCUGGCCAGCAGCACGUGUGUCAGCACAAAGAAGAGCCCAAAGAUGCAAUAGGCUGAGUUGCACAAGGCUUUAGUGUUUUCUGUAGCCACAGAAAUUGCUGCAUCCCCAUUUUUGUUCUGCAUAACCCCCUCUUUCCCCCCUUGUUCCUUUUCUUUCUUAUUUUUUUUUUCCAAACCCUCUGCAUGGACGGGAAAGGGAGUCACCGGGGACAGAAGGACUUGGGGAUCCGUCUCAGACUUCUGCUCUGAUGCCAUCCUCAGAGACGGGAUCAUCAAACCUGGAGACGUGGUGGGGUUUGGGAACAGGGCAGUGUUCUCAGACCUUAGGGAGCCUCUCAAGUCCCUGUUGUCUCCAGGGUCUGAGCCAAGAGGAUAAAACCAACCAACACGGCAAGAAGUGACUGCUCCCUUCAAGUGAUGCCCAGAAUGAGGAGGAUUUACGUCCCCACAGCCUGCCAGUGCCCAGCAGAUGAAAAGCAGGGCUGGGCUCAGUUGUGGCGUCGCUGGAGCCUCUGCUGCAGGAGAAGAGCUGACCCUGAGCCCUUCCCUUGCACCGUCUCGCUCCUCACGCCUCUUCCUCCGGCACAACCGCAGCUUCCUCAGCAGAACAGGGAGGACGAGCCUCACCCAGCACAGGCUGCGCACGGAGGCGGUGAGAGCCCAGGGUGCUCCCAGCGGUGCCACAACUGGAAGGCAGGUGAGAUCUCAGAGCAGCUUCUUUGCAUUGGGCCCCCCUGGCACCGAGAAGGGCUUUGUGCUUUGUGACUGCUAUCAGGAGAUGAUCCCUUUUGGCAAGCGUCUCCAGUGGCUCCUCCACGUCACGUCCCACUCCACUCCGCUCGUGGAGGGAAGGCAUUUUUGGCACCUGGUUGGCUCUCCAAAGGAACCGAGCUGAGCCCCAAGCUGGCGGGGGGCGUCUGCACACACUGCUGUGCCCUGCGGCUGCGCUGGUCACCCGUGUGCGUGGCAACCCACCGCUUUCCAGUGAGCGCGGACGCGGCCCCAUCCUGCCACGCUUGGCCCCGGUUCAAGCGCAGGCUGGGAGAUGCUGCUGCCGGCUGUCUCGGAGCAGCAGGGGAUCUCAGGGCAAAUGCCAGACUUCGGUGAAAUCCUGGAGACUGCUCUUUGCUUUGCCUGGCUCAUGCUGGGGCUGCAGGUGCAGGUGCCGGGUUGGCGGCAGCGCUGGGCACUCAGCAAGGGGGGGUUUCCCCCACUUGGGCAGCAUUGCUGCGAGGAGCUUGCAGCACUCUCCUGCGCAGAGGGUCUGGAAGCAGGAUGUGUCCUGGUGACCUUUCCAUGCUGAGCAUCAGGGGUUUCCCCAGGAGCUCUUGUCUGACUUAUCGCUCUUCAUCACAAAAUGCCCUUCGGCUCCUGGAUCUUCCCUCACUGCGCACCCUGUGCUGUGCUCUGUGAUGGACCCUGCCAGUCUGGGGGGCUGCAGCCUCCUGGGGACAACGCUGCCAAGCAAAGCCACAGGCACGUGGCCAAGUGGGGAACGGUCCCCGUGUCUGCUCUGUCACCAGGAGGAUGGAUGGACAGGGAGGCAGGAGGAUGGUGGAGCUGCAGGCUGGCACCCUCCUCCAUCUCCACAGUCCAUGCGGCUGCUAGGACCAGCGCUCCACUUCCAUUCUGCUCUCGGGCUGUGGCGAGUUCAGCCUCGCCCAGUGCAGGGCAGGUGUCGCUGGGCUGAGGGUUUUCUCCUGGAUGGAUCCCAAGUGGGCAGGAGGUGCUUUGCACAGCUCCUGCCUCCUGUCUGCUCCCUGGCACAGCAGCUCCCGUGGUGGGUCCAGCUUCCCACUCAGCGCUGCACCCGGUGCCUCCUGGGACACCUCUGUGCCAUCGCAGCCACCGCUGCUCCCAGAAGGACCAGGACGAGACAGACUCACGAUGGCCCACGUGUGGAGCAGAUGGGACCCCCAGAAGGCACCCGUGUGCCCCAUGCACAGGGACGCUGCAGCAGAUGCCUUCACCGCCCAGUCUCUGCUGCUUGCAGAGGAACCCUGUGGGACAGGUUGCCCAGUCUCGGCGUGGCCGGAGGGACACUGCUGGGGCAGGUAGCUCCACAGGUGCCUCCUCGGACCAGCCUGUCUGGGAUGGGGCAGCUGGCAGCACCCCAGGACCUCCAGGACGGUUCAGCACAGCCUGGCCCUCCUGCGCCACUGAGCACGUGGGCUGCAGAGUCCCGGCUGAGCAGGUACACGGCCACCGUGGGCAGAGGUGAGCUCUGGAGAUGGAGAAAGGCCGUGUUCCCCAACUGGGCAGGCGUGUGGUGAGUGGGGGUCAUGGGGCAGGUACCCCUCAUCCCCCUCCGGCGCCUCGGAGAAGGGCUCUGGCACUCAAGCAGAGCCAGUGAGUGAACGCGUUGGCACAAAGGGGCUGUGCCGACUGAGUGCAAUGGGCACCUGGUGGUACAGAGACCGUGAGCCAGGUGAAAGCACCCUCAGUGGUGCCCAAGGCAUGAAUGGAGCUGAGGAACCAAAAUACGGCCAUCGAUUGCACCUUCUAUCUCAGCGAGGACAAUCCCAAAGACGGUGGAAGGCACAGAGAAAUGCAAAGGGACCGAACACGUUUGCACUGAGCCCAGCAGGCGGGCAUGGCUGGGCCGAGCACUGGGCAUUUAUCGCCCCUCCACUGCCCAGGUGGCCACCUGAGGGGUUCUCUCUGCCCUGGCAUGGCAGAGGGAUGGGGCGCAGCUCCCCCGCUCUGGGGAGACCUUGGUGGAGCAAGGCUGAGUUGCUCCAGCCUGUUGACUAGCGGGCAUCUCUCCAGGACGGUCUCUUCGGGGUAAGACAGGCACCGAGCUGGGCUGGGCAGGACCCCUUGGUGAUGACCCUGGUCAUGAUGUGAUGUGGGGCCAGGAGUGUCCAGGCUGGGUCUCACCUUGUCCUGAGGGUGUGGGGAGCAUCCACGUGUUGGGCUGGCACGCAGCAGGGAGGAUGCACUUUAUCAGAGCAGCGGAGUGGGGUUGUGGGAGCUUCUGGCUGCAGGGAUCCCAGCAGGGCACAAUCCGGAGGAGCGUGACGGAGGAGAGCAGGCUUCUUCCCCGACACCUCCUCUCCUCUCCUGCCUUCCCUUGCAAUGCACUUUGAAUGGAUGAGGAUGUGGUCCAGGCCAUGGCUCCAGCUCCCUGGGAGCACUGGUUGAACUUCAACUCAUCCAUAACUGCUUCAGCCCCUUAGCCUGGUUCCCUCAAGGCCCCCAGGCACGGCUGUAUCAGGAACCUCUCCCUCAGGUGUGCUGUGAAUGCAGGCAGGCAAGAAGGACCUCUCACCUCCACGCAUGUCCAGGCCACCCUUGUCACACGCACAAGAAGACCAAAUGCACCAUCACCCGGCAGGCGCUGGGGUUUGCUGGAGGGGAGCCUGGGCCAGCGCACGGAGGGGAUGGAGCUUCUCCCAGUAUUUCACCCCUCUUUCAAAUCAGGCAAUAAACCCGUGUUCUGUUCUCCCUCCGCACGGACACCCUUUGUCCUUUCCCUCUGCCACGGCAGUUCCUGGUGCCACGAGCAGCCUGGGAUCUCUGCGUGCAUCCCCACCACGCUGCACCCCGUGGGUUCUCCCAGCCUUCGCGUUCUCCACGUGCAUAGAGGAGGGUGUUCAGUGGGAUGCACGUGUGAUACAGGACAGGGGUGGACCAUGCAGAGCGGGGCAGAUGUUGAAACCCCUGCUCCCACAUGACUGGAGAGGAGCUGCUUGAAUCCUGGGACCGUUUGCCAAAAUACGAUACAGGUAAUAGCUCCGAGGCUGAGGGAAGCUGCUCGCACAGCAAUAGCUCCGACGUGGCGCUCCAUG